This is a messenger RNA of Ustilago hordei, 1902 nucleotides long. RefSeq lists its product as uncharacterized. The record is from RefSeq and is a predicted model, not a curated record. NCBI's taxonomy places the organism in Eukaryota, Fungi, Basidiomycota, Ustilaginomycetes, Ustilaginales, Ustilaginaceae. The transcript has a single exon. Bases 1 to 1902 code for a protein of 633 amino acids.
AUGUCUAUCCUCCGUUGGCUGAUCCUGGCGGUUGUAGUUUACUUUGCGCACAACGCGUAUCAACGCAUUCAGUUCUCGCGCAAGAAGGCAGAGUUCAUUCGUGAUCGCAGACGAGCGGCGGGCAUUCCAGACGACGACAAUCGACCGUUCGCGAUAGCUCGAGCAGAUGCACUUUCUCGUCGAUCACAACAGAGGCGGGGAGAACUGCUUUGCACACCGGUCAAGAAGCGGUCCUCUGGGAUGACACCAUCAAGAUCACAUGCGAGCAUCGAUCAAGAAGCCGCUGCGCGCCUGUCAGGUAUUCCUGGGACGUUGCCCGGAUACCUCAAAGAUACUCUCACAAGCAGUGCCGUGUCUACAUCUACGCAGAGCAGCCGAUACAGGCCAGCGCAGCACAGAUCUUCUAAUCCUUUACGCAGUCCAUCUCCCGUCAAACAAAGCGUUGAUGAAAGGAGCUCGUCUCAAAGAGAGCUCAAAUCACCAACAAUCAGGAGGCAGAGUCCGGCAAAGGACUCUCACAAAGCGCAAGAAAGACCGAGUAAUCGACGAAGGCUCAAACGGAGCCAUUCGGCUUCGCCAUCAAACUCUGAAAUCUCGGAACAAGAUACUGUCGCUUCAGAUAGCAACAAAGUGUCCAAAGUAUCGAUUCCCGGUACUUUCGGUGCAGAACAAAGUCUCACAGAUGAGGAGAUGUCUGAUGCCGCUUCAACAGCCACAGGCUCCGAUGCAGAGGGUAUGGACGAAGACGAGAACGAGAACGCAGAGGUGAAAGCACACUCUCAGCGUCCAAACGGAGGCAAUACCAAGGCUCGCAGUGACGACCUGCAAUCACUCCAGAAUGCAGCACGUUCGACAGCGAAGAAGCGCGAAGCGGACGAGCUGGACCUCUCAGACACCGAACAAAGCAUCGACACAAGCGACGAUGAGGAGCACGCACUACCCCAACCUCACAGCUCGAAGAGAUCGCGAACCGUCAACAAGGAUGUGGAUCCUAGUUCCUCUCUCGAUUUCGAAAUCGCACUACCCGAGGAGGCGAUGAUCGAUUUCGUCCCCGUUCACGAUCCACCUUCAUCACAGUCAAAGUCAAGGCAAGGCAAACGACAGGCUGACACUUCGGACGACCGGCAACCUGGCGAAGAGUGGGUCGACUUCGAGGGUCUGCGCUGGCGCAUACACCCCGAGACGCAUGAGCUGCAGCGUGGGAGCGAUGUACUUGAAUGGCGGUCCAAGUAUCGGAUGCCACGCGACUCUCUACACCCAAUGGCGAAAGAAUCGCAUCAGGUUGUGGUGCACAAAUGGCUGACGAAGGAAGAGUGGGAGGAUGCGAAAGCAAAGAAGCUGCUAUCCUUCCAAGAGCCAGAGAGGCUGGCCGAAAAGGAAAGGUUAGACAAGGAAGAAGCCGAGAAGAUGCGUCGAAAGCAGGAGCUGUUGGCCAAGAUCCGUCAGACGUCGUCACCCAACAAGCGUAUCCAGUCGUUUCUUGUACAGCAGCAAAAGCGUCAGUUGCAGCACAAGCUAUCUCGCAGCGAGCUGAGCGGUGAUGUUUCGAUGAACUCGUACGCGCCCAGCGAGGCAGAUGGAGAUGCAGCAAGUAUGUCGAUCGACUCGUCUUCCAUGACGAUGGGAAGCGAAGCAUCGACACCUAACAAGCCAAGGUCGAGGAGAAUCUCGUUGCAAAACAGGAUGACCCCCGCCAGGGGACUUGACGGGAUAGCUCGAGGAGGGUCUGUCGGCCCGGAUGGAGGCUCGGUAUCUGGAGGAUCCUCACCUUCGGGCAGUCCGAAACGUCGAGUUGGAAGUCCACUUGCUUCACCGUAUCGAGCAAUCCAAUAUUCGAAGUCGAAGAAGGGUACACCUGCCAACUCAUCACCUUUGGUCACGUCAACGUUUCCGCCUCCGUAG